AUGCAGCCUAAAGAACUUAAAUAAAAUUUCAAAGUUUUAGAGUUUAACUACCCUGAAUUGUUUAAUAAGGCCAUGACAUUUAAACAAUAUAAUUAGGAAUAUACUGCAAGAAAUAAAGAUAAUCCAUUAAAAUAGGGCAUUAAUGAAAAUUUAAUUGAAUUAGGCUCAGAUCUUUUUGAUUUCUACUUUCAUGAUUUUUUCACAUUUCAAGAUUUACCAAAUAAAGAUCAAAACACUUUCACAUCCUACAGUGAUAUUAGAACUUAAAAGCAGUAAUUAUUGACUGAAAAGAAUUUAGCAGAAGUUGCUAUUCAAUUAGGAUUAAAAGAAAAGAUGCUUGUUUCUAUUAACCAAAAUUCUGAUUUGAAGAACAACCAAAAAAUUUAGUCUUAGUCCUUAAAGGCUCUUAUUGGCGCCUAAUAUUUUGAUAAAUAAAAAGACCUCAACCUUUUAAGGAAGCUAAUGCAACCCAUUUUUAAGGAUUUAAUCAAAAAAUCACUUGAAAAAACUAUCAAUGUUUAGAAUGAAUCUUUGAAUUUAGUCAAACAAGAAAACUUUAAGGGAGAGUUCAUAGACUUUAUGGAUAAACAUCCAGAAUAUACAUAUAAAUUGGUAUUUUAAGAAUCCUUAAAUCUAUUUGAUAAAAAUCGUAAAAUUUAUUAAUAUGAAUUAUUGAUAAAUGAUGUUUUACCAUUAAAAAGUACUGGGGAAUAAAAAAAGGCUGUUGAAGCCUAGGUAUUUAAGGAUGCCUUGUAACUUCUGAAAACUGAUGAAUUUUUAUAAUUAUUAGACGAUAGUAUGAAAAAUUAGCAAGAGAUUAUUUAACAAUCAGGAAUAUCUGAAUCUUAAGUAUAAAGCCAUAUUCAUAAUAAUUUAAAAUUUGUUCAAUAAUUAGGGCAAAUAGAGGAGAGCUUGAAAUAAAAGGAGUAAAUUAAUGAAUAAGAAGAACUAGGAAGAUUAGUUGAAUCUUAUUUAUAAAAGUUUUGAACACCAAAACAAAAAGUGAAAUAUUAAAAACGAACAUACAAUUAUAAAUAUUUUAUUAAA
Paramecium tetraurelia is the source of this 1047-nucleotide messenger RNA. RefSeq lists its product as uncharacterized. NCBI's taxonomy places the organism in Eukaryota, Ciliophora, Oligohymenophorea, Peniculida, Parameciidae. Gene Ontology annotation, molecular function: ribonuclease III activity. Gene Ontology annotation, biological process: RNA processing. The record is from RefSeq and is a predicted model, not a curated record. The transcript has 3 exons.